Molecule: messenger RNA, 545 nt
Organism: Arabidopsis lyrata subsp. lyrata
Lineage: Eukaryota; Viridiplantae; Streptophyta; Magnoliopsida; Brassicales; Brassicaceae
Exons: 1
Coding region: 133-345 (70 amino acids)
Source: RefSeq, a predicted model, not a curated record
CUAAAACGACACUUAUUAAAAUACGGAGGGGAGUACAUGUGAAGUAGAAUCAAAGCAAAACCAAGAGUCCAAGAAACAACAACAAAAAAAAAAAACAAUCAGAAAGAAGAUUGAAACAAGAUCUCAAGAUCGAUGGGUUUGGUUGUGGUCAUAUCUCUGCCUCUAAUUUUCUUUUGUCUACUUCUUGGAUUCGGUUGCUACUUCCUCGGCAAAUCUCGUGGCCGCCAUGAAAUCCGUACAAAUCCUCAGGUGUAUGGAGCUCCUGCUCCCCCUCCCGGCGCAAUCGCCGCCUCUUCUCCACCGUUGUCUCCUCAGACCAAGCCCGACAAUUCUCACAGCGUCUGAUUUUCCUUAUUUUUUCUCUUUGUCUAUCUUGUUUGUCUCUAUUGGAAGAUGCUUUUGUUUGACUUAUUGUGAAAUGUUGUACUUGUAACUUGUAAUCUUUUGAUUGUCUCUAGUUUUCUUGGGAUAAAUUCCCUUCUUCAUUUGUGUAUUUUCUUUUCUCUUUAAUGUAAAUAAGAAAGCUAGUAAUGGUUUACACAUGA